GCCAGCAGGACGUUUGUGGUCAACGGUCAGUUCCCGCACUUGUGCGAGGAAUUUCUUGCUCCUGCAGCCGCCGUCAAGUUCUUCCGAGUCUGCUGGGCGCGCAGGCAGCUGAGCUGGAGGGAGUUCGAUACCCAGGUGAUCGGAGGAGGAGCUGAGGACAAGCUGGAGAAGGGGUCGAUCCGAGAGAUCUUCCUGAGAGACUGGAAGGAGCUGGGACUACCAGCCGCCCCCGCUGCAGAUCUCGAGCUCGUCUUCGCCUCCUCGUCCUCCUGGGAGUUCCUGCGGGACAGGAGGCUGUGGCUGGGGGAGGACCUGGCAGGGGAUGAGGACCGUCGGCUGUUGGUU
Messenger RNA from Guillardia theta CCMP2712, 345 nucleotides. RefSeq lists its product as hypothetical. The transcript has a single exon. Lineage: Eukaryota; Cryptophyceae; Pyrenomonadales; Geminigeraceae. The annotation marks the transcript as partial. The record is from RefSeq and is a predicted model, not a curated record.